This is a messenger RNA of Eubalaena glacialis (North Atlantic right whale), 883 nucleotides long. It is a transcript of the gene CRYBB3, whose product is annotated as crystallin beta B3. NCBI's taxonomy places the organism in Eukaryota, Metazoa, Chordata, Mammalia, Artiodactyla, Balaenidae. Bases 1 to 738 code for a protein of 245 amino acids. The transcript has 4 exons. Gene Ontology annotation, molecular function: structural constituent of eye lens. Gene Ontology annotation, biological process: visual perception; lens development in camera-type eye. The record is from RefSeq and is a predicted model, not a curated record.
AUGGCCACCAGGGGGCAGGGCAGACCUGUGGCGGUGCUGGCUUCAGGCCUGUACCAGGCAGAGCUGAGGGAGCGGAUGGCAGUACCUCCCUCCAAGGCCCUAAAGAGGACCUGGCAGGACACAGGCUGGGGCUGGGAACCCUGCCCCGGUGGGAUGCUCAGGAGGCUGCCCUUCCAGGUGAUCGUGUACGAAAUGGAGAACUUCCAGGGCAAGCGGUGCGAGCUCUCGGCCGAGUGCCCCAACCUGACAGAAAGCCUGCUGGAGAAGGUGGGCUCCAUCCAAGUGGAGUCGGGGCCGUGGCUGGCAUUUGAGCGCAGGGCCUUCCGCGGGGAGCAGUAUGUGCUGGAGAAGGGGGAUUAUCCUCGCUGGGACGCGUGGUCCAACAGCCACCGCAGUGACAGCCUCCUGUCCCUCCGGCCUCUGCAAAUCGAUGGUCCGGAUCACAAGCUGCAUCUCUUUGAGAACCCAGCUUUCGGCGGCCGCAAGAUGGAGAUAGUGGACGAUGACGUGCCCAGCCUCUGGGCUCACGGCUUCCAGGACCGUGUGGCGAGCAUCCGGGCCAUCAACGGGACGUGGGUUGGUUAUGAGUUCCCUGGCUACCGCGGCCGCCAGUACGUGUUUGAGCGGGGUGAGUACCGCCACUGGAACGAGUGGGACGCCAACCAGCCACAGCUGCAGUCUGUGCGCCGCAUCCGCGACCAGAAGUGGCACAAGCGGGGCUGCUUCCUCAGCAGCUGAAGGGCGCCCAGGCCCCAGUGGCCCAGGCCCGCCCUGGGGGGCAGCAAGGGCAAGAAGAGGCGGCUCCAGGGCCGGGGUGAGGGCCUGUCUGGCCACCCUCCCCCAGAAUCUGCUCAAUAAAGCCUGGGGCCGGUCCCCCACCUGC